Molecule: messenger RNA, 1230 nt
Organism: Nymphaea colorata (pocket water lily)
Lineage: Eukaryota; Viridiplantae; Streptophyta; Magnoliopsida; Nymphaeales; Nymphaeaceae
Product: tRNase Z TRZ2, chloroplastic-like
Exons: 8
Coding region: 84-1178 (364 amino acids)
Source: RefSeq, a predicted model, not a curated record
CGCCUAUAUCCGAAAUUUCGGGCUCAUCUUCCACACAGUCGCCGGUAUCGUUCGGAGGAGGAGGAAGAAGAGGAAACAGAGGAAUGUUGGCGGCAAUGUCCGUGGCCAGUUGCCCCUCUGGUCCUCCUCCCCCUCCGGCCCUCGAAGCAGCGUCGCCGCCAGAGCUCCACCAGUUCAUCAGGCACCCGCCUUGGAGGAGCGUCGGUGCCAGGAGUCAGGGGAAGGGGGUAGCGGCCCGGGCGACGAAGGAGAAGGGGCCUGGUUUCCUGACGGCACUGAACAGGGCGAUGGAGGAGGAGGAGUACAGGAAGGCGAGGGCAGAGGUGCAGAGGAAGGGCAUCGAGGUGGAGGGCGUCAUGGUGGAGGGUAUCUCCGUCGGCGGCCACGAGACGUGCGUGGUGGUGCCCAGCCUCAACGUGGCCUUCGACAUCGGCCGCUGCCCUCAAAGAGCUGUCCACCAGGACUUCCUCUUCAUCACCCAUGCUCAUCUCGACCACAUUGGUGGAUUACCAAUGUAUCUUGCUACACGGGCACUUUACAACUUGAAGCCUCCAACUGUGUUCGUGCCACCCUGCAUUAAAAAUGAUGUUGAGAAAUUGCUAGACAUUCACAGGUCCAUGAGUCAGGUGGAACUAAAGUUGGAUUUGAUUGCAUUAGAUGUGGGGGAAACCUAUGAAAUAAGAAACGAUCUGGUUGCUAGACCAUUCAAAACUUACCACGUUAUUCCUAGUCAGGGAUAUGUCAUUUACUCAGUUAGGCGCAAGCUGAAGAAGAUGUAUGCUCAUCUUAAAGGAGAUAAGAUAAAAAAUUUGAAGCUUUCUGGGGUUGAGAUUACAGACACAAUACUGUCCCCAGAGGUUGCCUUCACAGGAGAUACAACAAGUGAUUUUAUGCUAGAGCCAAGAAAUGCAGAUGCUCUUCGAGCAAAGAUUCUUAUAACUGAGGCGACCUUUCUUGAUGAUGACAUUAGCAUUGAACAUGCACGACAGCAUGGCCACACUCAUCUAUCUGAGAUUAUUGGGAACGCUCAGUGGUUAAGGAACAAGGCAAUAGUGCUCACACAUUUCUCAUCGAGAUACAAAAUGGAGGAUAUUCGUGAAGCAGUAGCAAAACUGCAGCCGAGGUUGUCGGCGAAGGUUGUCGCUCUGACAGAAGGAUUCAGAUCCAUGUAUAAUUAACAUGUAAAUAUCUAUUGCUCUUAUCAAUUUAAGUGAAAUUUUGGUAGUCCUA